This is a messenger RNA of Histoplasma capsulatum G186AR, 330 nucleotides long. RefSeq lists its product as uncharacterized. NCBI's taxonomy places the organism in Eukaryota, Fungi, Ascomycota, Eurotiomycetes, Onygenales, Ajellomycetaceae. The transcript has 3 exons. The coding region runs from base 1 to 330 and encodes 109 amino acids. The record is from RefSeq and is a predicted model, not a curated record.
AUGGCAUUCCACGACUGUAUCUCGACACCAGCGGCCAAGAGAUCCGCGUUUGGGCGCACGGCGGGCGCGCUAAAUGCCACGCGGGCUGGAUGCUACCCGGCCAAACGACAGCUCGGUGAUGUCACCGUCGUGACCGGCGGUAUCAGCGGUAUCAGCAUGCAGCUAACGAGACGCUUCCUGCCGCUAGGGUGCCCGCGCAUGAGACAGGAGACGUCUUUCCGAACUCUGGAGUGGAGGAGAGACAUUGUUCCAAGUCCCAUGGCAAACAAGAUGCAUGAUUACUCGUACGAUAGUGCAGAUAGUAACAUUCGCACUCAUGGCUCGCAGUAG